This is a messenger RNA of Vespula vulgaris, 885 nucleotides long. RefSeq names its product MIP18 family protein galla-2 (gene galla-2). Bases 314 to 787 code for a protein of 157 amino acids. The record is from RefSeq and is a predicted model, not a curated record. Gene Ontology annotation, biological process: iron-sulfur cluster assembly. Gene Ontology annotation, cellular component: cytosolic [4Fe-4S] assembly targeting complex. The transcript is spliced from 3 exons. NCBI's taxonomy places the organism in Eukaryota, Metazoa, Arthropoda, Insecta, Hymenoptera, Vespidae.
UAAAAGACAUCAUUUAUACAUAAUUGUUUGGAAAGUUUAACUUUAUUUAUAACAAUAAUAAAUUUUCAUUUCUAUGUGUUUGAAUAUAAUUCUACUGCGUUAUUCAUGAUUAGAAACCCACGUGUUUGUGCUAGUGUCGUCCUCUGUGUUCGCUAAACUUGGUGUCGUUAUGCUAGUUAUAUUUGUGUUACAAUUCAUGUGAUUACAAGUGUUAAGAUUAUUUCAUAUAAUCGUUCAUAAUAAUCUAUCAGUAUAUGUAAAUAUCGAAUCUGAAAAUGUUGACUUUAUAUCCAUAUUGAUAUACAUAACGACGAUGACGGAUAACUUGGAAAAUAUCAAUCCAAAAUUAUAUAAAAAAGUAGAAGAUAGACAAGUCACAGCUGCUGAGGAAGAUGAAGAUAUCGUUGAUGCGUUUGAUGCAAGAGAAGUUUUUGAUCUCAUUAGAAAUAUCAAUGAUCCUGAACAUCCAUUAACGUUAGAAGAACUAAAUGUUGUAGAACAAAAUCUUAUAGAGGUGAAUGAUGCAGAGAAUAUAGUGAAUGUUAAAUUUACACCAACAAUACCUCAUUGUAGUAUGGCAACUCUGAUUGGUCUUUCUAUAAGAGUGCAAUUAUUAAGAGCCUUACCACCUAGAUUUAAAGUAAGCGUAGAAAUAACUCCUGGUACUCAUAUAUCCGAAACAGCACUUAACAAACAAUUAGCAGAUAAAGAAAGAGUAGCUGCUGCACUUGAAAAUUCACAUUUAGUUGAAGUAAUUAAUCACUGUGUUUGUGGUUCUAAAUAUUAAAAUUUUACAAAUAUGCUUUUUCCUUACAAUAGAUUAGAUCAGAAGACUUAAGAUCAAAUAGACAUAAUAUAUUGUAAGCAAUAAAUAUGUUGAAAUAA